AUGUCCCUCCCUCGCUAUCUUCGCAACAUCAAACCAAACUUCGCCACCCCAUGGCGCGCAUACUCGUCACUUAACCGCUCCAUCCCCUUCAACUUCUUCGCCGGCUACACCGUCGCAAACAUGACUUCCGCAACCUUUCCCGCAACACCGUAUGCCCCGACAUACGACAAUUGGCCGUAUACCGAUUCGGACUUCGUGCGAUACGAUGAAAAUGACGAUGGCGUAUUCUACCGACAACCCAGACUCGUUACGCAUAUUGAUGACCCGUCAAUUGCGCGGUUGACACAGUAUUACGAUACCGCAUUACCGAAGACUGGGAGAAUAAUGGACAUGUGCACGAGUUGGAAGUCAUUCUACCCAUUAUCGGUCAAGGAAGCCAUCCAGAAGGGAGGAUUGGAAGUUUAUGGCGUGGGACUCAAUGAGGAAGAAAUGGCAGUUAAUGGCGUGUUCCAGGGCCCCGCUCGCUGGCGAGUGCUUGACCUGAACAAACCACCACACGACGUACGAACUGCAUGGGAAAAUGGCCAGAUUUUGCAAUUCGACGCAACGACCUGCGUCGUCAGCAUUGACUACCUCAACAACCCGCUAGAGGUUUGCAAGAAACUUUUGGAGGCCACGAAAGAGGGUGGAAACGUUCAUCUCGUUAUUAGCAACCGGUGCUUUCCAAACAAGGUCGUGAGAAGAUGGAUGAUGCUAGAUGAGCGCUCGCGACUCGAGUUUGUGGGCGAUUACCUGCAUUUCGCGGGAUGGAAGGAUGUGCAGAUAGUGGAUCUUUGCGCGAGGGAUGAAAACGGCAUGCGCGUCACGGAUGAUCAGGGGACGGUGCUUUCCCCAAAAAUCAAAAUGGGUAACGUUUGGGUCUUCGGGAUCCUUGUGGUGCUGUCGCUUCGGUUGGGCGCCUACAUGUACUUCCAGCGGCGACGAAACGUGCGCGAAAAGCGCAUUUUGGAGAUCGCGGAGGAUGCGCGCGCCUACCAGCGUGACGGCUGGGCGAGGCGUAAGGACUAUGAGGACCUCCUCGCCGCCUACAACCUAUUCCGUAGCCAACAGCACCUCCUUCAGUCGGUUACCGACCUCGAGAUGCUAUUCUUUAGCAACGUGACUUCAUGGCUGGCGCCAUUACUCGGCGCAAAUAGCUGGAUCAAUGGCUUUGGCGAGGUGCUUCCACCACAACGCGAGUUCUUCUACGUUGGCGGAGAGUAUCAGAACCUGUCAGUAGGAAACACGACCGCGCAGUACAUGGUCAACCAGAUCUAUGUUGAGAAGCUCACCCCAGCAAAGCCAACCCAAGACUAUCCCCUCGUCUUCAUGCACGGAACUGGUCAGACUGGAACAACUUUCCUCGAUACACCAGAUGGUCGGCCAGGCUGGGCUUCAUUCUUCUUAUCGCACGGCUAUACUGUCUAUCUGAGCGAUCAGCCAUCGCGCGGUCGUUCUCCGUGGUUGCCGAACACAGGCACAAUGAAAAGCUCCAGUACUGCGCUCAUCGAGCAACUGUUCACUUCAACGUCAUCGCAUAGCCUCUGGCCGCAAGCACGGUCGCACACGCAAUGGCCCGGGACUGGCAAAGCAGGCGAUCCGAUCUUCGACGCCUUCUAUGCGGCGCAAGUCCAGUACCAGGCCGACAACCUAAUAUCUGAAACCGAGAACGCCAAAGCAUACACGGCCCUUCUCGACAAGAUCGGUGGUCCAGCGCACAUCAUUGCGCACAGCCAGGCCGGCGCAUAUGGAUGGCGAGCCGGAGACCUCCGCCCUCAUCUAGUCAAGAGUAUCGUAGCGCUCGAACCGGCGGGUCCGCCAUUCAUCGGAAGGAUUUUUGGAUCAGGUCCCGCGCGACCUUUCGGCAUCACUGAGCUCGAAGUCGCUUACGAGCCGUCGGCGGGACCCAAUGCGACGUACAUCCAGACUGUUGUUGUUCCUGCAAGAGACGUCAAUUCGAGUGAAUGUAUCAUGCAGGAUGAGCCGGCGAAGCAGUUGGUGAAUUUGGCGCAGAUACCGGUGCUGACAGUGACGUCAGAGGCGAGCUACCAUGCGGUGUACGAUCAUUGCACUGUAGAGUACAUGCGACAGGCAGGUGUGAACGUGGAGCACAUGAAAUUGAGGAACGAGGGUCUUCAUGGCAAUGGACAUAUGUUCUUCAUGGAGAGGAACAGUCUAGAGAUUGCUGAGAAGGUUUUGGCUUGGUUGCAGAGGCAUUAA
This is a messenger RNA of Alternaria ethzedia, 2199 nucleotides long. RefSeq lists its product as uncharacterized. The record is from RefSeq and is a predicted model, not a curated record. NCBI's taxonomy places the organism in Eukaryota, Fungi, Ascomycota, Dothideomycetes, Pleosporales, Pleosporaceae. Bases 1 to 2199 code for a protein of 732 amino acids. The transcript has 4 exons.